AUGUCCAGACUAAUUCACACCAAAGAUAUUUUGGGCAUUAUCUUCUUAUUCACGCAGAUAUGCAUAUAUUUUAUAUUGGAAAUGGAGAUACCGAAUAAUCCUGUAACUAUCCUGCUCAUGACAUUCACAUUAUAUCUAUCCACGCUAACAUAUGUGAUGAAUAUGUUGUACAUAAAUUGUGUUUGUGUAUUAAAAGCGUGUUUCAAAAGUAUUAAUGACAAUCUGACACACAUGCAAAGACUCGUGGUAGAAGAUGUGAAAUCAUGUGUUCCUGCAUUUGUCUGUCACACGCGGAAAAAGCAAUUUUUAUUAAAACUUAAUGCCUUGAAGAAGUGGCAUCUGACGAUUAGUGACACAGUGCAAAUGCUGAACUUAAUCUUCAGUUUGCAACUCCUUGCUAUUAUAGUCAUGUCCUUUUGUAAUAUCGCUUUUAAAAUUUACACCCAUAUAGUACGCUGGCAAGAUGGCAUACUCGUUAGUUUAAAUAUGCGAUUUCUCGGCGUGCUUUUAACGUCAAUAUUAUAUUACAUUAUAAAAAUAUCAUUGCUUCUGUGGGCCUGCGAGACUAGCAAGAAUCAAGCUCAAAAGAUCAGCACCAUAGUUCAUGAUCUACUUAACAGUACCAAUGAUAAGCAGAUAAAAUACGAG
This is a messenger RNA of Wasmannia auropunctata (little fire ant), 648 nucleotides long. RefSeq lists its product as uncharacterized. Gene Ontology annotation, cellular component: membrane. The annotation marks the transcript as partial. The transcript has a single exon. The record is from RefSeq and is a predicted model, not a curated record. NCBI's taxonomy places the organism in Eukaryota, Metazoa, Arthropoda, Insecta, Hymenoptera, Formicidae. Gene Ontology annotation, biological process: sensory perception of taste.